Syngnathus acus (greater pipefish) is the source of this 1343-nucleotide messenger RNA. Its product is annotated as DDRGK domain-containing protein 1-like. The record is from RefSeq and is a predicted model, not a curated record. The coding region runs from base 128 to 1039 and encodes 303 amino acids. Lineage: Eukaryota; Metazoa; Chordata; Actinopteri; Syngnathiformes; Syngnathidae. The transcript has 8 exons.
ACAGCGAAGAAGAAUUCUGACAGCGAAGAAGAAAGCUCCCAGCUGUUGACGUAUCAGAAGCCUCACGAGAGCUGCAUCGCUCACAUAUUAAUGUUAAAAAAACGUCAAACGUGUAUGUAAAACGGUCAUGAUUAUCUUAUUGUACUUGAUAGCUGCUGCUAUCCUCUCUGUGUUGCUGUUGUUUGCUGUGAAGUUGCGGAAAAGGACGCAGCAAGCUGACAGAGAACAUGAACAAGCUGUUGUCAGACCGCCAGGCGUCCGUCCACGGGCUGCUGUGGAGGAACGAGGAGCAGGGAUGCCGCGUAGGAGGAAUCUUGCAAGGGCUAUGGCCAACAGAAGAUCACAGCGAGAACCAGUGGAGCUUGAAGGAGAUCGAGUGCAGCAGUAUCAGGAGGAUGAUGAUGAUGAGGAGGAGGCAGAAGAGCAGAGCUUCCAGCCAACUGUAAAAAUUGGAGCCAAAAAACAAAGGAAGCUGGAAGAAAAACAGGCAAAGAAAGCCCAGCGAGAGGCUGAACUUGAGGAGCGUGAAGAAAGGAAGAAGAUGCAAGAGCUCAGAGACGAAGAGAGACGACAGGAGGAGGAGAAAGAACGGCUAUUGGAAAAGAAACAGGAAGAGGAUGAGCGUCGAGCCAAAGAGGAGCAGGAGAAACGGGAGGAGGAGGAGUACCUCAGGCUCAAAGCUUCCUUUGUUGUGGAAGACCAGGGUGAGGAAGAGCAGCUGUCUGAAGACCAGUCACGUAACCUACUCCAAGAAUUCAUCGAUUACAUAGAGAGCUCUAAAGUUGUUCUACUGGAGGACUUGGCCUCUCAUUUUGGAAUGAGAACAGUGGAUGCUAUUGCCAGACUGCAGGACCUGCUAGCGGAAGGUUCCCUCACAGGGGUCAUUGAUGACAGGGGAAAGUUUAUCUCCAUCACUCAAGCAGAAUUGGACGCAGUGGCUCAGUUCAUCAAUCAAAGAGGUCGAGUUUCUAUCACAGAGUUGGCCCAGGCCAGCAACACUCUGAUCAAUUUGAAACCAGAGAACCGCAACACUGCCUGACAGACAUGAUGUCAUAAUUGGUCACAGUGAGCUCAUAUCUUCAUGGAGGGCUUUAUCAGACACUGUCCAAUAUUAGAACGUUUCUUUUGAAUGUUGGCACGGGACGGUGGACCUUCUUCUCCAAACCAAACAAGUUCUCUAAAAAAAAGUAAGUCCCAUCCAUUCGAAAUCACCAGGUGUGGUAUGGGAGAUUCAGAAAAUUAUUGACUACAAAUAACCUUUUUAUUCAUCUAUCCAUGCCAGCGACAUAUAGGAGAACAAUGACAAAAGAGGUGACAGCUAUUAAAAAGAUUUAUUUCUUUAA